UAUUGUAAAUCACUAAAAGUUGAUUUGUAUUUAAAAGGACGAAUGUGAUAUGUGUUUAUUACAAUGACGACAUAAUGAUAAAUGUCUAGCAAAAGUGUAGAACAAUAGCGCUGGAAUUCUCAAUAAAAGUACUUGGUUCAAAAUGGCUUAUAUAUCAGCCACAAAUUCCAUCUUUUUAUUGUCACUGUGUGUGUUCUUAAUCGAAAGGACGAACGGACAUAUGCUAGGAAUCGAUAAAGAUGAAGGGAUUUUACGUGACAAGAGAUUUAUACUGACAUCGAACUCAAAGCAAAGUUGGACCACGUUAGAGCAAUUUUCAUCAUGUGCAUUAACUUGUGUUCCCGGCUUUGAGAAGCUAACCCAAGUAUGUUGUGACACUGGCUUGAAUGCAUUGUGCUCCAAUCUCCCUUGGACUUUACUUAAGGCAAAAUUAGGAACAUGUGUUGAUUUAACACCAUAUGGCAUUACGACGACAGCAUGGUCAUCUCUCGAACAGUUUGCUGCUUGUUUUCUUUCAUGUGUACCUGGGUUUGAGAAGCUGACGGAGGUUUGUUGUCAAACAGGACUUGAUGCAGUGUGUACAAAUCUGCCAUGGGAUUCGCUGAAGACAAGUCUUGGCCAGUGUCAUGCAAUAAGUCCGUGCUCUUCUAAUCCUUGUGUGCAUGGUACGUGUCAUCAAAAUAGUAACAGCUUUCAUUGCACGUGCUCAUCGGGAUACAUCGGUGCAUUAUGUGAUAAGCCUGACUCCUGUUCAUCUAGCCCAUGUGUCCAUGGCGUCUGCACUGAACUGACGAAUGGGACAUUUCAUUGUACAUGUAGCUCGGGAUUCACUGGCCUACUUUGUGACAAAGCAAUUAGUCCGUGUUCUUCAAAUCCGUGCGUACAUGGUGCAUGCCAUCAAAAAAGUCACACAUUUCAGUGCACGUGUUUUCAGGGAUACAUCGGUGCAUCAUGUGAUAAACCUGACCCCUGUUCACCUAGCCCAUGUGUCCAUGGCGUCUGCUCUACACUGACGAAUGGGACAUUUAAAUGUACAUGUAGCUCGGGAUUCACUGGCCUACUUUGUGACCAAGCAAUUAGUCCGUGCUCUUCAAAUCCGUGCGUACAUGGUACGUGUCAUCAACAUAAACACAACUUUCAGUGCGCGUGCUCACCAGGAUACACCGGCACAUCAUGUGAUAAGCUCGAUCCCUGCUCAUUUAGCCCAUGUGUCAAUGGCGUCUGCUUCCCACGUGCAAACGGAGAAUUUCAUUGUACAUGUAUCUCGGGAUUCCAUGGCCUACUUUGUGACCAAGUUAUCAAAGAUUGUAAGGACGUUCAAGAUAAUCACGUGACCAGUCAAACUGGAGGUGGAGUUUAUUCAGUGAAGAUAAAUGGUCAACUUACAAACGUCAUGUGUGACAUGGUGACGUCAGGGGGAGGAUGGACGGUUAUCAUGAAUAGAGAAAACAACAACCAGAAUUUUGAAGACCAGAGUUUCUCUUCCUAUGCAGAUGGGUUUGGAGAUAUACGGAACAACUUUUGGGCAGGCUUGGAGAAAAUGAACGGUCUUACAAAAGAUGGCCGCCGAUACCAGCUAAGAGUGGAACUAGGACUGGCUAAUGGAAGCAAGUACUUUGCUAUGUACGAUGACUUUUCCGUCGGGCCACCAAAGGAUUUUGUUUUGCAUCUCGGCAGAUACGUAGGAAAUGCGGGUGACUCGCUAUCUGGACAUAACGGGUUUGGAUUUACUAACAAAGACGUUGAUCGUGACAGUAGCUCGGUAAACUGCGGGGUCUAUCUACACGGUGCUUGGUGGUUCCACAGCUGUUAUGACUCGUGUUUGACGUGCCCGUAUGAAACUCCUGGUUCAAACAACUGUCGCUCUUUCUCUUGGAACAGCCUUGCAUAUUGUAUCGCGCUAAAAUCCGCGCGAAUGAUGGUGCGACCAAUGUAGGAAAAUUGUGUUUGAUAAAAUAAAAGUAAUAGACGUUUUUGGCUGUUCAAUAGUGAGUUGUGUUUUAUUGUAAACUAUUAAACAUUGAAAUCUU
Messenger RNA from Ruditapes philippinarum (Manila clam), 2030 nucleotides. Its product is annotated as fibropellin-1-like. Bases 143 to 1936 code for a protein of 597 amino acids. NCBI's taxonomy places the organism in Eukaryota, Metazoa, Mollusca, Bivalvia, Venerida, Veneridae. The transcript is spliced from 16 exons. The record is from RefSeq and is a predicted model, not a curated record. Gene Ontology annotation, molecular function: calcium ion binding.